Aspergillus pseudotamarii is the source of this 486-nucleotide messenger RNA. RefSeq lists its product as uncharacterized. Lineage: Eukaryota; Fungi; Ascomycota; Eurotiomycetes; Eurotiales; Aspergillaceae. The coding region runs from base 71 to 400 and encodes 109 amino acids. The record is from RefSeq and is a predicted model, not a curated record. The transcript has a single exon.
CACAGACGUCGCUGAAAAGACGGUAGAUUCUCUUCUUGCCCAGACUGAAGUUCUGACUGGGGUAGAUGCGAUGAAGCUGCCUGCGUUCCUAUACGCAACCAGGUACUGGAACACACACUUGUCUGCCGCAGUGGACAUCCAUCAAUCACGUUUUGGAAUACAAGCGAAGAUCGACCGCCUCUUUACGGAGUCGAAUGUCUACUUUAACUGGGUGCAUGGGGCUGACAGCGAUGAUAAACAUCAGGAUAGCCAUUGGAGUAAAGCGCUCCUAGAGUGCCAGCCACCAAUUGAGAGGGCAACUAUCUUAGGCUUGGCUGACACAGUCAACACUCUAGUUGCCCAAGGUGCUGACCCCCUACUAACUUGUCAGGGGAAAGAACUCUUCACCCUGGCUGCUUAGAAAGGUUAGCUAGAUGUUUUCCAGUUGCUGCUGAGCAAAAGGCUACCCCUGGACCAAGAGACUGACCUGUCUAUAUUACAACUAAU